Macadamia integrifolia is the source of this 1558-nucleotide messenger RNA. Its product is annotated as methylesterase 17-like. The record is from RefSeq and is a predicted model, not a curated record. NCBI's taxonomy places the organism in Eukaryota, Viridiplantae, Streptophyta, Magnoliopsida, Proteales, Proteaceae. Gene Ontology annotation, molecular function: methyl salicylate esterase activity; methyl indole-3-acetate esterase activity; methyl jasmonate esterase activity. Gene Ontology annotation, biological process: salicylic acid metabolic process; jasmonic acid metabolic process. The transcript is spliced from 4 exons. The coding region runs from base 322 to 1191 and encodes 289 amino acids.
AAAAAGGGAGAAUCCCAAAAUUCAUCUUGCAACUAUAAAUGAGUUUCUUAAUUGAAUUAGACAGCUGAAUGAAUAAGAAAUUCGCAGCUUACACUUGGAAGGAGGAGUUAGUAAGAGCCAGCUGGACCCGUUUCAAGAUUAACAAGACAACGAGAGAGAGCGAGAGAGAGAGAGAGAGAGAGAGAGAGAGAGAGAGAGAGAGAGAGAGAGAGAGAGAGAGAGAGGAGAAGACGUUACUUAUAUUAACUGUUGAUGUCUGAAACUCUGAAUUGAGCUCAAACUCGAAAAGCAGGAUUUGAGAGCUAAAAGAGAGUGAAAUCCAUGGGGGAGGCAGCCAACAACGGCAGUAACGGAUCAGUAGCAGUAGCUCUAGCUGGUGGUGGAGAAGAAGAAAGUCAGUCGCAGACGACGGCGUCGGUGUCGUCACUGCACUUCGUGUUGGUGCAUGGAAUAGGGCACGGAGCAUGGUGCUGGUACAAGAUCAGGUGCCUUCUAGAGAGUUCCGGCCAUAAGGUCUCCUGUCUUGAUCUCAAGUCCGCCGGAAUCGAUCCUUCAGAUGUCUCCUCCGUUCUCACCUUCGAUGACUACAAUCAGCCUCUCAUCGACUUUCUUUCCGCCUUGCCUCUAAAUGAUCAAGUGAUACUGGUGGGGCACAGCGCCGGAGGUUUGAGCGUGAGUGACGCAAUUCAUAAGGUUGGGAAGAAAAUCCAUGUCGCCAUCUACGUCGCUGCCACCAUGUUGCGUUGUGGCUUCUCCACUGAGCUUGAUCUCCUCCAUGGUUGUCCAGAUUUAUCUGAGUACGGGGAUGUAUCUGAACUAGAGUUCGGAUUGGGACCGGAUCAGCCUCCCACCAGCGCCAUUAUUAAGAAAGAAUUUCAGCGCCAGCUCAUGUACAACUUGAGUCCUCUAGAGGACUCAAUCCUAGCAUCAGCGUUAUUGCGUCCAGCACCAGUCAUCGCCAUACAGCAGGCAAAGUUCAGCGAAGGACCAGAAGCAGACCAGGUGAAACGGGUAUACAUCAAGACGCUGCAUGACCGAGUUCUUACGCUGAAGCAGCAAGAUGAGAUGAUUAAAGGGUGGCCACCUUCCCGGGUGUUUGAACUGGAGACCGACCAUAGCCCCAACUUUUCCACUCCCUUUGAACUCUUUAGCUGUCUGCUCAAAGCCUCUACGUCUACCCUUUCCAAUUAGGAAGCUUGCGCACAGUGCUUUAAAUAAUUCAUCUUCACAAAUUUUUUAAGGGAAGAGCGGGGUGCGCCCUGCCUGUGCCAUUCUCUCCACCUUUCCAUCCCCUUUGGAAAUGAUCCUCAUGUUCUUUGCAUCCCAACCCUCCAAUAGGUUGAACUACUAGUCCCAAGAAAGCUAGAAAUAUUCCCAACCCUAUCCCUCAUUUUAACCAAUGAAUUCCAUGUUUAUGCUUUUUUCAGUAAAUAAUUAAAGGGACUUUAAAUGGCACCAAUAAAGGUGUGGCACUCGUAAUCCUUUUUUAAUUGUCUUUUGAUUUAUUCCUAUAAGUUCUUCAAAUUGAAAAGUGACUUCUCAUUAUCUCAUUAUCAAA